AUGCCUCGAGAACAGCACGACAUGACUGGGUCUAAUAAGAUUGUCCUUGUCACCAGUGCCAAUGGCUUUAUCGCCACUCACGUUGUGAAAGACAUUCUGCAAAAAGGGUACCACGUACGAGGAGUCGUCAGGUCUCAAGCAUCUGCCGACGCUGUUCUCAAGACUUUUCGUGACAGUUCAGAAUUCCUUUCUGUAACUGUCGUUCCUAGCAUGACGGUCGCGGGGGCUUUUGACCAAGCUGUCAAAGUUGUUGAUGCGGUUCUUCAUGUUGCGAGUCCGUUCACACUCGAUGUCAAUGACAAUGAGACUGAGCUACUAGUACCGGCGAUCGCGAUGACCAAAGGCCUGCUGGAAUCUGCUUCCAUGUAUGGCGCGGAAAUUAAGCGAAUCGUUAUUACAUCCUCCUUCGCUGCCAUGGUCGACCUCAAAAAGGGAUUGUGGCCCGGCCACACGUAUAAUGAGGCGGACUGGAACCAAGUUACCUACGAUUAUGCCAAAACUGCCGACGCCGGUACCGCAUACGUUGCAUCUAAGGCUUUAGCUGAAAAAGCUGCUUGGAGCUUUGUCCAGGAUCGGAAGCCGCAUUUCGACAUUACUGUUCUGUGUCCGCCGAUGGUCUUUGGUCCUCCCGCGCAUUUCCUGUCCUUCUCAGCGUUGAACAUUGCCGCCUGGGACAUAAAUCGAUUCAUCUCCGGAGAACUCCAAGAUGUACCCAAUACGGAUUUCUGGGGCUUCGUUGAUGUUCGGGAUCUCGCAACGGCGCACGUCCGCGCUCUUGAGGUUCCUGAGGCUGGCAACGAGAGGUUUUUGAUCGCUGGCGGUCGAUAUAGCUAUCAGCAAACAGCGGAUGUACUGCGGGCAUCUUCGCGAAUCCCCGACAAUGAGAAGGCAAAGAUACCGCGCGGCCGGCCCGGGGACAACUAUCCAGGCCCCAAUGUCUACGAAUUGGAUAAUUCCAAGUCAAUUCGCAUUCUGGGUGUCGAGUAUCGCUCAUUUGAGGAGUCUAUUGUUGAUUCUGCGGUCAAGGUAGUUGAAGCGAGGCGCAAGGCAGGAAUUUAG
Fusarium fujikuroi IMI 58289 is the source of this 1059-nucleotide messenger RNA. RefSeq names its product related to aldehyde reductase II. The transcript is spliced from 2 exons. The record is from RefSeq and is a predicted model, not a curated record. Gene Ontology annotation, molecular function: oxidoreductase activity, acting on the CH-OH group of donors, NAD or NADP as acceptor. The coding region runs from base 1 to 1059 and encodes 352 amino acids. Lineage: Eukaryota; Fungi; Ascomycota; Sordariomycetes; Hypocreales; Nectriaceae.